Messenger RNA from Cuscuta epithymum, 1807 nucleotides. The record is from the annotation of a GenBank genome assembly. Lineage: Eukaryota; Viridiplantae; Streptophyta; Magnoliopsida; Solanales; Convolvulaceae.
AAAAAAUCGGGCGCUCAGCGUCUACAAGCCCAAGCUUGUAAGCCCAACACACAACACACUUACCCUAAGCCAACUGCGAAAUGAACCUACGACGAGGAUGAAGGAGCUAGCAGCUGCGAAGACGGCGAAGUAAACCUGCGUCCUGCGAGGAAGACGUCAACCGCGCCGCCUACGUCGUCCGCCAGACCGCCGCUCCACCCAGCUGUGACCUGCCGCCCUGCAUCCGCCUCUGCGCUUCCCUCCGGGCUCCAGCCUCCAGCCGCUCCAGAGUUUUGAAGUUGUUCUCUUUGAGGUGAGGAUGCCGAUAGAUAAGAGUUGGAUAUAUAUAAAGAAUCGAUUAUCGGAAGAGUAUUGGAAGGGUCUACAAGGUUUUAUAGACUAUGCAAAAGACUUUGUGAAUGAAGAAGGAAAUAUAAGUUGUCCGUGUAAACGAUGUUUGAAUGGAAAAAUGCUUCCAUUGAAAGACGUUAAGCGACAUAUCUUUGAAUCUGGGUUUGAUGUGACAUAUUCACAUUGGGUUUUUCAUGGUUCAGAAACACAGAAAACAAAACGGAAAGGGAGAGGUUCAGCCAAGGGAAACAACAUUAUGUUAGCCGUAGCUAAAGAUGGAAGGAUCAAAGUUCAAUUUGAUUCGGCAAGGAAAACGUGGAAGGCUGUAGGGCCAAAAGCUUCUUGGUGGUCAAGCGCAAUAGGCAUACACACUCGGGACUGUUGUGAUCCGUUCUAGAAAAACUUGUCUUCUUUUCUUGUUGGGUUUAUUGAUUUAAAUUUAUUUAUUUCUAAUAGUGAUCAUGUUGGGUUUAUUGAUUUAAAUUUAUUUAUUUCUAAUAGUGAUCAUGUUUUACAUAUUGUAGGACUGGUUUGAGUGCGAUAAUGACAAGCUUUUUGAUGAAGUAUUGAUUCGAGAUGCUCGAGAGUCCUACAACGAUUGGAAAAGUGAUUUAUCUGUGUAUUUCAAGAACAAAGGAGGAAUGCAAGCUAAGAGACCUAUAAAUGUACGAAGUGAUGAGCAAUGGCAGAAGUGUUGCGAGAGAUUCAAUUCUACGAAGUUCAAGGAAAUUUCUUCGAAAAACCUACAAAAUAAAGAAGCAAGUGAUGAUAAAAGUGAGCAUCGGAGAAAAUCAUAUGCCCAAUACAUGCAUGAAAAAGAUGAUCCAGAAACUGGUGAGCAGUACUCAGCUCUUGAAAAUUGGAAAGAUCAAUGUUUGACUCGUAGUGGUGAAUGGAGAAUAAAAGAAGCACAUGAAAAAUAUACUCAAAUGAGCGAAGAGUACCAAACACAGCUAGGACAAACAGGGUCAUCGUCUUCAAUAAAUGAGAUUGAUAUUAUGCACCGGAACUUGAGAAGAUAUCGCGGACGCCAAAGCGGAGUGGGUCCUACCUUAUCAAAGGGUGCAUCUUGACGAGUGGAAGAUGGGGCUACUUCAACGUUCCAAGACCACCGGGAUGUUCAAAUAAGUGAAUUGAAGGCAAAUCAAGAGUUGAUGCAAGCAAAUCAGGAGUUGAUGCUUCGUGCCCUACAACAAUUUAUUCCAGGCUUUCAACUUCCUUCACGUAGCUCCGCAAAUGAUGUUCCUUCGACAUCAAGUGCUAACCAACCUGAUCGGAGUCUCGAUGAACAUGAUCAAGAUUGAUAACAUCGAGUUGAAUAUGCUUUUUACUUUGUUAAGAUGAACAUGAAUUUAUUUAUGUUUACAUUUUGUGAUGUUGUUUGUAAUGAUUUAAUGAAACCUCGUUGUAGGAUAACUCACUUUUACUAUGGAUAUUGAAUGAAUUUAUUUGUUGUUGACAUUGGUUGUGUUUGGAC